Molecule: messenger RNA, 5040 nt
Organism: Molossus molossus (Pallas's mastiff bat)
Lineage: Eukaryota; Metazoa; Chordata; Mammalia; Chiroptera; Molossidae
Product: probable ATP-dependent RNA helicase DDX60
Exons: 36
Coding region: 46-5040 (1664 amino acids)
Cellular component (GO): cytoplasm
Molecular function (GO): nucleic acid binding; ATP binding
Source: RefSeq, a predicted model, not a curated record
CUUCUGUGAUUGGAGAAACUGCUUAACAGCCUGUCUUCACAGAGCAUGGCUUCUGCACCGAGGAUGCCAGAUGAAAACUCAAGCCCUAGUAACAGCGAGAGUGAGAGUGACAGUGAGACGGAAAGCCACAGCCCUGAUGGCAGUGAGACCCUGGCGAGCUUGUCCUCGUUUGAGCAGUCUGAAGAAGAAGAGCAUCUCACCUUGGAAGACAUGAUAGAAGAGCCAGCUGCUGGGCAGUUACCAUGUGAGUUUGAAAUCGAUGAAGAGAAACCUUCAGCAGUUGAAGCCACAGGUGAAAGCAGCCAUGAUUUAGAAAAAUCAGGAUUAACUGAAUGUAAAGGAAUUCUGAGGAUGCUCUCAUUGAAUAUUUUGGAAACUCUGUCAAAAUCUAAAAUGGUGAGCUUACUGAAAGACUUUGUUGAGUCUGAAUUUUUUUUGAUUGAUGGAGAUUCAUUGCUCAUCACUUGUGUUUUUAAUGUGAACUUCAGAAUAGGACAGACUCUUCACUUCUUCUACAUUGUAGAACAAUUUCUGCAUGAUUUCAUUCAAAAGGAAGCCAAAUUUGAAAUAGUUUUUUUUAAGGAUGCAGAAAAUCUGUAUUAUGAUUACCCUGAAAUUCUGACCCUUCGUACCCUAUUGAUUCAUCAUUUAGAAUCCAAUACUGAUGUCACUAUUCAUACAGAGUUUUCCAACUGUCUGACACCAGAAUGGGAGAUCUUUCUUAAGGACUGUUAUCCAUAUUUCCUAAUUGUCUCAGAAAAAGGAAUAACAUCUUGUCAAACAGACUUUUUAAACAUUUUUAUCAUUCAUGCUCUUCAGAAGAAAAUCAAUAUUGUACAGUCUUCUGGAAUAGAGUCAGAUGUCCUUAGAAUUUAUGGAUACUUUGCCUCAAGUCUCAAUUUACACAAAUUUUUUUUUGAAAAGCAUGAGCUACAACUGCAACACGCCUUACAUGCCUGCAUUAAAGACUCUUACCAAAGGUCACAGGAAAGAGAAAUAUUUCUGUAUGGUCAUUUGAAACUAAACUUGGGAGAAAUGCAGAAAGAGAUAUAUCAGACCUUGUCCUUGCUUCAUAAUCUGUGGCCCAACGGAGUUGACCUAAAGAGAUGUGAAUUUUUCAUCCUAAAACAACUAAAGGCUAGAAAUAAUUGGAAUGUGAAUUUCACUGGCCUACCUGACUUAACUGAUAAUAGUUUGUGGAAAAACAUUGCUUAUUAUUUUGAAAUUGAAUAUAGUAGAGGGCUAAACUUGGAAUUGGGUGACACUUUGAAACAGGGCUUUGAGGAAUUAUGGAACAUGGUCUUAACAUUAUCAGGGGAUGGUGAUUUUGGAGGACCCGUGCCCAUGAGGACAACGUCCAGACCAUUUCUUACACAGAAAGGAACAUCACUGAGAGGAUCAAAUAAAAGAAUUCAUAAAUUAGGACUCAUUCCUCUGAAAGCUGAGAUUAUAGAAGAUUAUGCUGGAGAUAUUUUGUCAGAACUACCUUUUCUAAGCAGUGAUGACCCAGCCAUUACAUCUCUUUCCAAGAAGAAGGAAUUUGAUGAGUUCACACAUUGGCAUUCUUCUAGACCUCUCACUGAUGAUUUUGAAAGGACAAGGUGCAAUAAUAAUGCUACAUCCAAAGAUGCCAAAGAAAGAAGGGACAUGCAGAAAUUACAUCAUUUUUAUCACGUCUUUGGAAAAUCCUUGGUAGGAAGUGACAAAUCAGUAAGGAUUGUAAGAGAAGGAGCUCUGCCAUCGCUGGAAAAUUCUUCACAGCAAAGGAAAAAAAAGCGCCAGAAGACAAAUGCAGAAAAAUUUAUUGAGGAAAAUCAAAAGAGACAGCUAGCUAAACUAGAGAAAAAAGAGGAAGAAAGAUGGAAUAACUUGUCUGUAUAUAUUGAAAAGGAAAUAAAAGAAAAUCCUAAUUCUGGAAUAAAAAGACUAGAAGAUUUUCUCCAAACAUGCCCUGUUAAAUCUGUAAAAUUUGCUGCAGAAAUGGUAGGAUUGGAUGCCUGUUUCAAACUAUGGAUGGAAUACUGUUUAAAACCAGAAGCAGAAUCCAGAGAUAUAAGCAUAAUAAUUAGCUUGAUGAAAAGGAUUCAUAUAAUCCAUGGAAAAUAUUCAGUACUAGUAAAAAAUACACAUCGACAAAAAUUAGCCAAAUGUCUAAAAUACAUUGGAUUUGACAACUUGGCACACUCAUUAUGUCCCCAGGUAGAUAUGCAGGAAUCAGGUACUAAGAAGGAUAUUUCUAAAUAUUCAGUUCGCAUGGGAGCAGCUCGGUUUCAGUUAACAUAUAUGGGCCCUUACUUAUUUCAAGAAGAAAGAAGUGAUCCUGAUCCCAGGGUGCAACAUUUUAUACCAGACACAUGGCAGAGGGAACUUCUUGAUGUUGUGGAUAAUAAUGAAUCAGCUGUGAUUGUUGCCCCGACCUCAUCGGGGAAAACGUAUGCUUCCUACUACUGCAUGGAGAAAGUGCUGAGAGAGAGCAAUGAUGGAGUGAUCGUGUAUGUUGCUCCAACAAAGGCUCUUGUUAAUCAAGUGGUAGGAACUGUCUGCAGCUUGUUUACCAAAGCACUGCCGAAAGGGUUAGUGGUGUGUGGAGUGUUCACACGAGAUUACCGUCACGACGUCUUUAAUUCUCAGAUAUUAGUGACAGUGCCUCAGUGUUUGGAAAUACUCUUGAUAUCGCCUCGUAAUCAAAAGUGGGUGGAAAGGAUGAGAUAUGUCAUAUUUGAUGAGGUUCACUGUCUUGGGGGAGAAAUUGGAGCAGAAGUUUGGGAACAUCUUCUUGUUAUGAUUCGGUGUCCCUUUCUGGCACUUUCUGCUACUAUCAGUAAUCCUGAACAUCUCACUGAAUGGUUGGUGUCAGUUAAAAGAUACUGGCAACAUGUUGAAAGCACAAUGGAAAAUUCUGGUCCAUCACAAAAUGCCUUGAAAGUUUCAAAGAAACAACAACGAAAAAGAACAGAAAAGUCAUCAUACAGAGUUAGACUGGUCUGGUACAAAGAGCGAUACAAUGAUAUAGAAAAGUAUGUGUGUUCCCUAAAGGAUAAUGACUUUAUCAUUGAACACUAUCACCCAUGUGCUGCACUCACAGUCAACCAUAUAGAGAAAUAUGGAAUUCCUAUAGACCUUGGGUUUUCUCCACGGGAAAGCAUACUGCUUUAUGAUGCAAUGGUACACGUUUGGCCAGAAUGGACAAGGAUGCAGGAGUUAGAACCUGAAGAAUUCAGCUGCUUCAAAAAUAAAAUAGUAAUUAUGAAGGCAGAUGCCAAGAAAUACGAAGAGGAACUGAAAAAGGAAAUAAUUCGUUGGAUUCAGCUGGACCCAAGCAAGGUGAAUCAGUUACUGAAGUACCUUACGCCUCAGACUUUUGACAGUGCAGAAACGGAAAAAAAAAGAAUGUUUCCCAAUUUUGUGGAAAAACUUAAAGAAAUGAAUAGGCUGCCUGCAAUAUUUUUUUCUUUUUUAAAUUCAGAUUCAGGUGCUAGAAUCCAAAGAAUCGUUGUAUUGGGAGCUGAAAUAAAGGAAAUUAAAAAAAACCUUAAGAAGUUUUAUGAAGCUUCUCCAGACUGUACUUAUGCUGACCGUACAGUUGUGGAUAAUCAGACUUUAACAAAGAUCUUACUCAGACUGAGAGGAACAAGACAAAGUUACAAACUGAAAAGUCUGUUAAAGCGGGGCAUUGGAUAUCAUCACGGUGCCAUGGAACACAGACAAAGACAAGUUGUAGAGAUGCUUUUCAGAAUGAAGCACGUCAAGGUGAUGACAGCUACCUCCUCCCUUGCUUUGGGAAUUAAUAUGCCAUGUAAAUCUGUUGUUUUUAUGGAAGAUUCUGUUUUUUUGGAUGCCUUGCACUUUCGACAGAUGUCUGGCCGUGCAGGAAGACGUGGAGAAGAUCUUAUAGGAAACGUGUUCUUCUAUGGUAUUCCAUUACAUAAGAUAGAAAGGCUCUUAAAGUCAAAUGUGCCCAAACUGAAGGGUCAAUUUCCUCUAGGCAUAUCGUUGGUUCUCAGACUUAUGCUUUUAGUUGCCAAAGCAGAUGACAAAGAGGAUGCCAAAGCAAAGGCAUUAUCAGUUCUCCAACAUUCAUUGAUGUCCUUCAAUCAACCAAAUGUCAAGUGCAUGCUAAAGUUUUACUUUAUAUAUUCUUUGCAAUUCUUGGUCAGAGAGGAAUACCUGAAUCAACAAUGCGUUCCCAUCGGAUACUCUGGCCUGGUGUCACAUUUGCACUACCAUGAGCCUGCAAACUUUGUUUUAGUAAGCUUGCUGAAGAAAGGGUUGUUUCAUAAGUUGUGUAUUCCAACCAAGAUAAAUGGCCAAAAGAGCUUUUCUAAAGAAGUGAUGGAAACCUUAGUGGUGGUGUUAGCUCAUCUUUUUGGAAGACAGUAUCUUUCUCCCUGUGUGAAAAACUUUAAAAAGAAAUUUUCUCACUCAGUGGUAAUUCUAAGUGAUCUUCCCAAGGAAUUUGUUGCAGUGGUGAAGGAAUACAACAACAGAAUUCAAGAGCACUUUGCUUCCUUCCUCCUUGCAAUUUCUAAGUUGGCUGACAUGAGAAAAGAAUACCAACUACCUCUCUCAGAAAUUGACUUUUCAGGUCAAGAAUGUGAAGAGUCUGAACUGAUCUCUCAUUUGAUGCCUGGGACCGAGAGCAGAACGGCUGUCUCCCCGUUUGCCUGCCUGUCCAACUUGACUGAUCAGCAUUUAUUUGAUAUUGAUGUGGUCAAUGAUGCUAUGUUACGAACAAUUGAUGUGAAUGUUAAAAAUGUUCCUUUCCUUUGUUUGAACAAAUAUAAGAAUGGAAGGAAGUUUCCAUUGAAUGGUUAUGUAUUGAACUUCUACAAAAACCGUUCCCUGUCAGCACUCACUUUGGAUAACUGGUUAAAUAUGGGAGAUGCUUUUCAUCUUAUCAGAGAUUUUGCACUUACUGUUCAGUCUAUCAGGAUUUCACUGAGUGAAUUAUAUGAUGAUGAAGAUGACAAUGUUGUAUUAGCAUUUAAACAACUAAGUAAAACAUUCAGAUCAAUCUUAGGAAGAAGAGCAUUAGACUGA